CAUUUCUCAUCCUUCAAAAUUCUCUUCUUUCACUUUUGUUUCUCAAGUAGGGAGAACGACAUCAAUGGCAUGGAGAGACCCAACCCAACCGCAGCAGGGCAGCGACACGGAGCUUCUUGCAAUUGCCGGAGCUCAUCAGCAAUCGAAGCUGUUCGUUCUCUGCGGCGAUCGCUUCGAGUCGUCGAAGCUUCUCCGGUCGGGCGAAUUCUCGGCACGAAGCAUUCGGUUGGCCGGGAGGUCAGUGGCAAUGGCGACGUGCAAGGUGGGAGACCAUGAGUGGAUGCUCGCGAAGGAUUCGAUGGCGGUUAGGAUUGCCGAGCGGGCGUUUGUUUUCGCGUUGCCGGGAGUGCUGUAUGGGCUCUGCGUGUCGAGGGAGAGCUCCGGCGAUGUUUUCCGGAAGCUGGAGGGGAUACUGGCCAGCUUUUGCGCUUAUCAGGAUCUGGUCGGAAGGAAUGGAUCCGACUCUCCGCAUGACGAAUCCGAAAUAUGGACUCGCGCCUACGAUAACCUGAAGAACCUCGCCGCCCAAAGCAGCACCAAACUCACCGCCGCCGCCGCCGCUUCAGUAGUAAAGUCUCCAUUUUCCGGCGUCGGCGGAGGCUGCUGUACCAUCUUCGACAUCGUUGAAACCAAAAUUCAGCGAGCAGUGAGAAUGUCGGCCGCUGUGAAGCUCACCUCUCGCGCCCUCCUCAGCGGCGCUCUGCUUCCCCGCGAUCACCUCCAGGUAGCGUUUCCACCACCAGCUGCAACUGCUCUUCCAACCGUCUGGACGCUCGCCGCCUUGCUUGACGCCAUAGAAUCCGGUGGAAGCUCUGCUGCGGCGGCGGCGGUGCCGAGGGGGAGAAAGGUGGGAUUUUGGUGGCUGAGAAAGGAAGGAGUGGAGCUUUUGAUUGAAGCGGUGAGGGCUUACGGUGUGGCGGCGAGGAAGAAACCGAAAUUGGAUGGAGUUAUGAAGUCAGAGUCGGCUUUUGAAGAUGGUGGAGAAAUGGGGGUGAGCAGGGGAAGUGAGAGGUGGAGGCAGAGGAGAAGUUGGAGAUGUAUGGAAUACUAAUUAAUUGCUGCUUAAUUUUAUGGAUGAUCAAGAUUAGCGUUUGUAAUUUGUUGGAACUUCUGUAAAUUAAGUUUUUAAUGGUAAGUUUAGGUU
Messenger RNA from Phalaenopsis equestris, 1144 nucleotides. RefSeq lists its product as uncharacterized. Gene Ontology annotation, cellular component: plasma membrane. Bases 65 to 1051 code for a protein of 328 amino acids. The transcript has 3 exons. The record is from RefSeq and is a predicted model, not a curated record. NCBI's taxonomy places the organism in Eukaryota, Viridiplantae, Streptophyta, Magnoliopsida, Asparagales, Orchidaceae.